UUCAAGUGACGUUCCCUUUAGUGCCUCUACAUCGAUUUCUGAACCGUUAGAUGUUAAUACAGUGCAACUUUCUCCCGGAUCCACCAUGUACUGGACACCUGAUUGCGACCCUGAUUUGAAACCGCGUGUUGGUAUAACAUGGUUUUUGCCCCUUUCACUGGCGUUGAUAAUCAUAAAAAGUGCAUUACUUUUGGUGUUGGGUUGUUGUUGAAAGAAGAUGUUGAAUCAUAUGUUUGGUUGUUUCGUUUUUUUUUAAUGCAAUGGGUCGGGAACCUAGGUGCAUCAUAACAGAUCAAGACCCAUCCAUGAAAAUUGCUAUUCCACGGGUUUUCACUACAACAUGUCAUAGAUUUUGUAUGUGGCAUAUCAUGUCCAAGGUGAGUUCUAAAGUUGGUCCGGUUUUGAGUAAAGACUCAAAUUUUAUGAAAGAAUUGAAUUCAGUCGCGUGGAGUCAUUACUUGCAGCCAUCAGAAUUUGAAUUGAGAUGGACUAAUUUGAUGAGAGAAUAUGACCUACUUGAGCACAAUUGGUUUUCUCACAUGUUUGAGAUUAGGAAGAUGUGGAUUCCUGCUUUUUUUGGUGAUCUUUUCAUGGCGGGCUUGCUUAGAACUACAUCACGUUCAGAGAGUGAAAAUAAUUUUUUCAAUGAAUUCACUAAUCCUAAUUUUAGUUUGGUUGAGUUUUAUAUGCAGUUUGAAAGUGCAAUGGAUUCUCAAAGACAUAAAAGUACACAAUUGACCAAAGCUUCUGAGUCCUCCAUUCCCGAGUACAAGACUCCGCUACAUAUUGAAAGAUAUGCUUCCUCUGUUUAUAAUCUUUCAAUUUUUUAUCUCGUUCAGAAGGAAAUAUGUUGCGCCUGUUAUUCUUGUGCCAUUCAAAGUCUCCAACACGAGGGAAUAGUUUUUACUUAUGUCAUAUCAGAUGAGCGAGGAUUAAAUUUCACACUUGUACACAAUACAAGUGACGGUACUACACUUUGCUCUUGUAAACAUUUUGAGAGGAUUGGUAUAUUGUGUCGUCAUAUUUUUUUCGUGUUGAAAGAUAAGAAGGUCAACGCAAUUCCAGAUAGAUAUGUCUUACGUCGAUGGUGCAAAGAUUCAAUUCUGAAGCCUCUUAAUGCAUUUGAAGAUGGUGUUUUCAAACAGUGUGUUGGCACUGAAGAACAAACAUUAGCUAUGAAGACAUUGUGGUCUGAUAUCCAUUUUUGUGUUGGAAUGAUUGAGCAUCAUCCUCACUUGUUGCAGCAAUUUUCUGAUGUCAUUAAGGUCCAAAAAGAAUUAUUGUCUAGCUCUCAACCAAGUAGUGCAGCAGCAUCUUCAAAAUGUGAAGUUAUUAAAGGCUUUUAUGGGUCACCUAUUCCUACACAAAUUAGCGUGCAUCCACCUCAGCAGGCUCGAAAUAAGGGUUGCGGUAAGAGAAUUAAAAGUGACAAGGAGAAGGAAAUUGAAGUGAGUAAGAAGUGUAAGCGAUUAUGUAGAAAAUGUAAUAAAAAAGGUUAUCAUGAUAGCAGGA
Messenger RNA from Cuscuta europaea, 1512 nucleotides. The record is from the annotation of a GenBank genome assembly. NCBI's taxonomy places the organism in Eukaryota, Viridiplantae, Streptophyta, Magnoliopsida, Solanales, Convolvulaceae.